AUGUCGAAUGAAAGAAUAAGCCCUUUGGGCCUAGGUCAGCGAAGACUUUCUCAUUCACCACGUAGUCAGAGGAGUAGAAGUGCAGACGUUGAUUGUUUGAAAAAAUUCGCGGAACGUAAAUUAUUUGAGGAGAGAAAAUUAACGGAUGUCUGCGACUUUGAUUUACAGCGACAAAUACCAUUGUUAAGAGAGAACAAUAAUUUUAAUCGUCCGCAAUUAUCGUCUCGAGAUUAUGUCGAAUAUCAAAGAAAUGCUCGUCAUCGACGCGAAAGUUUUGAUUAUCCUGGACAAUCGAAAAUUGAUUCGACACGAUGGCUGCCGGUUAUAAAUCGAAAAGUAUGUCCGGAAAAUAUGCGUCGUAGUAGUCAGGAGAAUAUUGAUGAUUUUAAAUAUGUCAAACAACCCGCCGGUCGAAGUUUGAGUUCAGAAAGUGGUUACACGAGGCCUGAUAAUUAUUCGCGUGAGAGGAAAAACUCGCAAUUUGAACUCUACGGCAGAGGUACUGUCGAGAAAACCAGAUGGCUAUUGUCGGAGAUUUCGACGUCGAAAUACAUUCCAUCGCCGUUGGCGAGAAAAUAUAGCGAGGGAAGUAGUUCAAAGCCAAUUUCAAACAGGUGGAUGACUUUUACCAGAUAUCCAUCGCCUUCUCCAAUUGUCCGAAGAAACACAGAAAGAAGAUCUUUUAACAAUGACAGUAAACGAGCGGAAAACAAUUGGCUCGAUCAGGAAAAUUCAAAAGCACGCCCCGCAAGUGAAUAUAAAGCCGUUCAAAUAAUAAAACAGCCGAGCAUCGAUUCAGUGAGAUUGAAUCAAAGAAUACGUGAAUUGUAUGAUUUUAAAACGGAAAACGAAUGGCCAAAGAGAUUGAAACCGUCGUUGGGCGACAAUGCUUGGAUCAGUAAAAGUAGCAGUGAGGAGGACAAAUAUCCACAAGGAUCAGAAAGAAGCAAUAGUCAAGAAUUGGAAUUUAACGAACGAAAGAAAAAAUUCGAACAACAUGAUGUGAAACACAAGAAAAGUAUUGAUUCAUCGUUUGAAAUUGAUUGGGACGAACGAUUAAGGAAAUUUCACGAGAAAUUACGUUUCAGUGAAGACUUGACUAUUGACAAAAAAGUGCAGGCACGAAAUCGUACAUAUUCGGAUGACUAUGAAGAUUACAGUAGAAGACAAUCGAGCACCGAACAUUUCGAUAAAGGCGUUAAAAGGAAUUCGGACGCGAGUUCGCGAUCAAGAGUGAGCUACGCUGAAAUUGAUUUCAGCGAUAUGAGUAAACGAGGAUCGAGAACGAGCGACGCAAGUUAUGCGAGCAUAAGCACAUACAGUCCAAAGAGAGGAAGUGUUGAGGGGAAACAAAAUAUUCACACCGAAUUAAUUUCUCAAAGAACUUUCAAUCAAUUAGAAGAGAGAAGACCAAGUACUCCUGUGCCUCCGAAAAAAAUGAACUCACCCCGCAAUACCGAAGAACCAUUGAAUCAACGUGUUCCCAGCAGAGUUAGAUGGAAACCGUAAACUAUUAAUAUUUAUGUGGUCAUUUAGAAAAAAAUGGAAAAGCAACCGUGAAUGUCAACUCUACUAAUUUGACUGACAGAAAAUCGAGAAACCCCUUUUGGAGAUGAAAUUUCCUAGGGCGGAGCAGAACAGAACGUGGGUGGAGUUCUUCUCUGGACCAUCCCAUAUCGAAUCUAUACAUUUUCCUCCAGCAUCCGCUCUUCAUCUCUCUCACUCACUCUCUCUCGAAAACAAAUUUUUCUUUCUCUCUAAGAAAAAGAAAAAUUCGAAAUAUUUUUCUUUAUUUUGGAAAAUUAUUCAUAGGAAAAGAUUUUUUUUCAAACUGAAAAUCCCAUCAAUUUCCAACUUAAGCUAUAAAGUUUUCCAACUCGAAGAGUUUUAACUUUUAAGUGCUUAAAUCGGUGUUUUUUGGUAUGAACUUUACGGACAGAAAAUGAGAAGAACAACAGAAAAUCGACAAGAAAUGAGGAGAAAGGACAAUAUUUAAUUAUUGUUUCCUGAGAAUAAGAAAAUUAUGAAGACGAGAAGACGAUUGUUUCUUUAUGGAAAGUUUAUCAGCUUUAAAAAAAUACUUUCUCAAAUUAUGUUCUCCAUUUUAAUUGUGCGACGAAACAAUAAUGAAACGCAGUCAAAGAGUUGAUAUUUUUUUACAAAUUGACAAAUUACAAAUAAUUAACAGAAUUUUUUAUAGUUACAGAUAAUUAACGGAAUUUAAGUAUUUUAAUGAAGAAAUUUUCUCGACUGCUUUAAAAAAUAGAGAACAAUUUGAGAAAUUUCCUGGACUGCUUUAAAAAAUGGAGAACAUUCUGAUAAUUUUUCUCAACUAUGCUUUAAAAAAUGCAAAAUAGUUUUGAAAAAUUUCUUCGACUGCUUUAAAAAAUGGAGAACAUUCUGAUAAUUUUUCUCGACUGCUUUAAAAAAUAAAGAAUAGUUUUGAGAAAUUUUCUCUUUAAAAAAUAGAGAAAUAAAAGUUUUUUGAGAAAAAAAGGAUCUUUUUUUUCAUUUAGUGCAACGAGAAGAUAAAUGGGAAUUUAACUGAAAAUAUUGAAGACUCUUUUCCCAAAUAAUCAAAUUUCGAUUAAGGACUAAAGAUAUUGUUGUGGUGGUGCUUAAAAAAAGAGGAAGUGAUACCCUAAAACCAUAUGUAUCGUAUUAAGGGUCGAUGAGACGAUGAGACGACCCCAAUUGAUGCAGUCAAGUGACCACCAGUCACGUGUUACUUUAUUGUGACACUCGGAGGGGUGCUAAGGAUUUUACGGAGUGAUGAGUAUUCAAGGGUGUCAUCCUGUGAACCCGAUUAAAUUAUUUCUAUUGAAUCACUGACGCUCAUUGCUGCAAUAUUACCAACCAAUCUGCGUGGGAGAGGAUCGAAGAGGCAUAAUUCAAUUUUCCGGAAUUAAGAAUUAUUAUCUCUCUCUUACUCUCUUUUCCAUUGUCGUCGAUUUGUUAAUGCAAUCUGGGAGAAUUAAUUUUUCAUGGAAGGCCAAGACGGUAACAACUUGAACUUGCAAUUUAGAGAAAGCGAGAGAGAAAGAGAGAGAGAGCCCACCACAGUUGCCAGGAUUCAGAGGAUUGAAGGGCGGAGCAACCCUUAUCAGUGGAUAACACUCGUCUCGCACCAAGUAAAUAUACAAUUCAUAACUGCCUCUACUUCAAAAAAAAACAAAAAAAAAGAUAGUCAAAUUUUACUUAUUUUCAAAUUUCUAUAAAAAUGUUUUCACGUCUGUUAAUAAAUUAAUUUGA
Molecule: messenger RNA, 3252 nt
Organism: Leptopilina heterotoma
Lineage: Eukaryota; Metazoa; Arthropoda; Insecta; Hymenoptera; Figitidae
Exons: 8
Coding region: 1-1509 (502 amino acids)
Source: RefSeq, a predicted model, not a curated record